GAAAUGACUCAGCAUGAUAUUGUAUUUUGUGCUGAGUGGCGAUUUCUUCAUACGCAUGCUUUGAGGAAGGGAAACUGUUCUCGAGUCAGCCUUGAGUGGCGGCUUCUGUCAUAGAGUGAAAUCUGAAUCCUGGUGUAGAAGAAGAAGAAGAAGAACAGGAAGGAGAAUGCUGGAGAAGGAAACAGGGGAGAAAUUCAAAGGUUGUCGUGUUGCAUGUUUGAGACGAAGCAGAUGUGCACCAGGAAGCUCUUACUAAACAAAGAAAGAUGGAGAUGAUCCGUUUGCCAGCACUACGGCGUGUGGCGAUUUGCGGUGGCACACAUGGAAACGAGAUGACCGGGAUUUACCUGGUGCCGGAGCUGGAGAGACAGCAGAAAGAGAAAGGUGAUGCCGCGUGGUCCGUCCCUCUCACCACAGUGCUGUCCAACCCACGUGCUAUAAAAGCCUGCAGUAGAUACAUAGACAAGGACCUCAACCGCUGCUUUACCAGUCCCAUCCUCAGCUCUCCCAUCUCUGAGGAUACUCCGUAUGAGGUACAGAGAGCUCAGGAGUUAAACUCUCUUUUGGGUCCCAAAGGUUCAGAAGAUGCUGUAGAUAUUAUCAUUGACCUCCAUAACACCACGGCUAACAUGGGUCUCAGCAUCAUCUCCUACGAGUGGAGCAACUCGGUCUGCUUUCAAAUCUUUAAACACUUGCAGGACAAAAUCACCAACGUGCCUGUGAGAUUGGUGUUGAUUAAUGUUCCUCCUGUUGAAGCGUUUUCCUUGGAGUCAGUUGCCAAGUGUGGCGUCUCUUUAGAAGUCGGGCCACAGCCACAAGGUGUUGUCAGAGCAGACAUCUUCAACAUCAUGAAACAGGGCGUGGACGCCGUUCUGGACUGGACUGAAACCUUCAACUCCGGGAAAAUAAUUGAAGGAGGAGAGGUAGAGGUCUACUUAAUUCAGAAGAGUAUGGAUUACCCCAGAGACCCUAAGACUGGCAAACCCACGGCUGCCAUCCAUCCACAACUACAGGAUCAAGACUUCUGCCUUCUCCAGCGUGGAGAUCCUGUGUUCCUGACGUUCUCUGGAGAGACGCUGAGCUACGAAGAAGAAGAACCGCUUCAUCCUCUCUUCAUUAACGAGGCUGCUUACUACGAGAAGGGAAUCGCCUUCCAUCUGGCUAGCAAGAAAACACUGAGCUUCCCGAGCAUCCAAGCGAAAACAGACUGAGAUAAAAACUGUAAAAUGAGGACUCCAGGAAAAGAGGACAGGAAGUUGCAUGCACAAUACCAAAGGCGUUGAUUUCAAUCUUUUUAUCUUUUUAUUAUAAAUCACAGCCUCAGGUUUUAAAAUCAUCACAUGAUUCCUAACCAAAAAUAUUCUGUAAGUCCGUAUUUUACAAAAUAUUAUGCAACAGAUUGCAAAUUUUUCAAAACAAACCUGAUUUUUUUAAUUAAAAUUUUUUAUUUGAAAAAGUAAACUAUAUAUGUAUAUCACAUUUUCACCAGAAAUGUUUAUGUAUGUAGGAAUGGAUUCAAUCACACAUAUGAAUAAAUAAAAACCAAGAAAUACA
This is a messenger RNA of Ictalurus furcatus (blue catfish), 1554 nucleotides long. RefSeq names its product N-acyl-aromatic-L-amino acid amidohydrolase (carboxylate-forming) A. The coding region runs from base 267 to 1211 and encodes 314 amino acids. Gene Ontology annotation, molecular function: hydrolase activity, acting on ester bonds; aminoacylase activity. The record is from RefSeq and is a predicted model, not a curated record. Lineage: Eukaryota; Metazoa; Chordata; Actinopteri; Siluriformes; Ictaluridae. The transcript has 8 exons.